Messenger RNA from Salvia hispanica, 2388 nucleotides. NCBI's taxonomy places the organism in Eukaryota, Viridiplantae, Streptophyta, Magnoliopsida, Lamiales, Lamiaceae. The record is from RefSeq and is a predicted model, not a curated record.
GCAAUCAACACCAAUAAUCAAACACUUUCUGAACAAAAAAAAAGGACUACUGUUCCCGAACAAUUUCUCUCCGAUCAAAGCUAAUAAGCUAUUUCAGCUCACAGAGAGACAAAGAGGAGAGACUAAACCAAGCCAGCACAGAUUUUUUCCAAUACAAGUAACUGAAAUUCGCUCAAGCAAAGCAACGCAGUCACUGGUUCAAGAAAAAACAGCCAGCAUAUUAGUUUUUGCUGCAAUUCUCUCUUUGCAUCUGAAAGGACCCAUUUCUUACCGAUAUUCCUGCUGUUAUCACUCGGCAUCGUUUCUUGAGGUGGAUUUCUUGGUUUUACCUUUGCAUAAAGUAUUGAGUUUAUGAACUGUGCCUCAAGCUUGCACUGUGUCAAUGGCAACUGCUCAAACAGUAUUACCAGUUUGUGGUGGUAAUAUACGUUGCUUUCUUAGUUCAAAGCCCCGUCUCAGCAGAUCUUGGUCAGGGUCUCAUUCUCGGUCUUUUGUGAAAUAUAAAAGAAGAAAGGCUGCAGCUUGUUUCGAACCUAUCAACUUCUUCAAAAAACCAUACAACGAUAGUUCUUGUCAGUUUCUUCGUUCAGUCACCUCCAACCGCUUGGGCCUUAGCAGAUGCAACUGCGAACGAGCUGAGAGUUUGAGAGGAUUAACAUCCGAGGACGGGUUUGGGACAUCCAACGGUGGGAUUCAUAGCAAUGGAACUAUAUUGCGUGAGGGUAACACAGAUUCUAUUGAGGAUGAAGCAUGGGAUCUGCUAAGGGAAUCAAUCGUGUACUAUUGCAAUAGCCCUGUAGGUACGAUCGCUGCAAAGGACCCCUCUGAAUCCACCAAUGUUCUCAACUACGAUCACGUUUUUAUCCGUGAUUUCAUACCUUCUGGCGUCGCUUUCCUGCUUAAGGGGGAGUAUGAUAUUGUUCGUAACUUUCUUCUUCACACUCUUCAGCUGCAGAGCUGGGAGAAAACUAUGGACUGCCACAGCCCCGGUCAAGGGUUGAUGCCGGCUAGUUUUAAGGUGCGGACGGUGCCUCUGGAGGGGGACGACACUGCAACAGAAGAAAUACUGGAUCCCGACUUUGGGGAAGCAGCAAUUGGGCGUGUAGCGCCCGUCGAUUCUGGUCUCUGGUGGAUUAUCUUGUUACGGGCGUAUGGAAAAUGCUCGGGGGAUAAAUCUGUUGAGGAGAGAAUAGAUGUCCAGACUGGAAUUAAGAUGAUCCUUAGACUGUGUCUCGCUGAUGGUUUUGAUAUGUUUCCUACGUUAUUGGUGACCGAUGGUUCUUGCAUGAUUGAUCGCCGUAUGGGAAUACAUGGCCACCCAUUGGAGAUUCAGGCUUUAUUCUACUCUGCAUUACUAUGCGCACGUGAAAUGCUUGCUCCAGAGGAUGGAUCAGCCGACCUUAUCAGAGCAUUAAACAACCGUCUUGUUGCAUUAUCAUUUCAUAUUAGAGAAUAUUAUUGGAUCGAUAUGAAGAAACUCAAUGAGAUAUACCGAUACAAGACUGAGGAAUACUCAUACGACGCUGUUAACAAAUUCAAUAUCUACCCCGAUCAGAUUCCUCCUUGGCUCGUUGAAUGGAUGCCUCACACAGGAGGCUAUCUAAUUGGAAACUUGCAGCCUGCUCACAUGGACUUCCGUUUCUUCUCUCUGGGAAACCUGUGGUCUGUAGUUAGCAAUCUUGCUACACCGGAGCAAUCACACGACAUAUUGGACCUUAUUGAAGCUAAGUGGUCGGAUUUGGUGGCUGACAUGCCGUUUAAAAUAUGCUAUCCCGCUCUUGAAGACAAGGAGUGGCAGAUCAUAACUGGCUGUGACCCCAAGAACACGCCUUGGUCCUAUCACAAUGGUGGUUCCUGGCCAACUCUUCUUUGGCAGCUAACUGUUGCUUGCAUCAAAAUGGGACGACCCGAGAUUGCGGAAAGAGCCAUCAAGACUGCAGAGAAACGCAUUUCGAAAGACAAGUGGCCGGAAUAUUAUGACACGAAGAAAGCAAGGUUCGUUGGGAAGCAAGCCAGGCUAUUCCAGACAUGGUCUAUUGCAGGAUAUCUCGUCUCCAAGCUUCUACUCUCCAACCCUAACGCGGCCAAAAUGUUGACGACCGAAGAGGACUCUGAGCUCGUCAAUGCCUUCUCGUGUGCGGUCAGCAGCUCGAGCCCAAGGAGAAAACGGGGCCCGAAGAGUUCCCAGAACCAGAAGGCUUAUAUAAUUUGAGGAUUAGCCACUUAUAUAUGGAACAGGUUAGCACUUUCAAGAUGCUUAUAAUUUACUCUUUAAAGCAAGGGUGAUUAUUUAUUGGUUUGAUUAACUAAACUGAAGUGUUCAGCUUGAUCACUGAAAUUAAGAAUGUUUUAUGAGAUUAAGAAUAGGGGUGUAUUUUAUGAGAUUAA